Molecule: messenger RNA, 355 nt
Organism: Medioppia subpectinata
Lineage: Eukaryota; Metazoa; Arthropoda; Arachnida; Sarcoptiformes; Oppiidae
Source: the annotation of a GenBank genome assembly
AUGCUUGUGCUCCACAGUAGGGACAACGAUAUGUACACUAAAGGCAAAGGAUCGACAGUCCCUUCAGAUGCUCAGGCAAGAGAAAAGUUAGCGCUAUAUGUAUACGAGUACUUACUGCACGUCGGGGCACAAAAAGCCGCACAAACUUUCCUAUCGGAGAUAAGAUGGGAGAAGAACAUCACAUUAGGGGAACCGCCGGGUUUCCUACACUCGUGGUGGUGGUCAUGUAUUUUGGGACCUGUAUUGUGCGGCACCGGAACGCAGGGACUCCUGUGAACACUCAAGUGAAGCGAAAGCAUUUCACGAUUACGGUUUUGUAAAUUCUGGAUAUGCCGUCAAUGGAAUCGCUGGUCAU